Messenger RNA from Lepus europaeus (European hare), 1789 nucleotides. Its product is annotated as RLA class I histocompatibility antigen, alpha chain 19-1-like. Gene Ontology annotation, cellular component: external side of plasma membrane. The transcript has 7 exons. Lineage: Eukaryota; Metazoa; Chordata; Mammalia; Lagomorpha; Leporidae. Gene Ontology annotation, biological process: antigen processing and presentation of endogenous peptide antigen via MHC class I via ER pathway, TAP-independent; positive regulation of T cell mediated cytotoxicity; immune response. Gene Ontology annotation, molecular function: peptide antigen binding; signaling receptor binding. Bases 65 to 1318 code for a protein of 417 amino acids. The record is from RefSeq and is a predicted model, not a curated record.
GGCGCCACAGGCUUGGCUGCGGUUUCUUUUCUGAGCUCAGAGGAAGCCCGAGGUCGACAACAGCAUGGCUGCGCGCGCGAACAGGGCUCCCCCAGCCGGGGCAGUGCCCUUGGCGCUCGUCUUCCUGCGGCUGAGCGUCCUGCCGGAUGUGGGCGCAGGAUCGCACUCUCUGCAGUAUUUCUACUGGGCUGUGACAGAGCCAAGUCCAGGAGUCCCUGCCUUUGCUGCCUCUGGCUUUGUGGAUAACCAACGCUUCAUCCACUAUGACAGUGAAGAGAGAAAGGCCAAGCCUUGCGUCCAAUGGCUGAGGGAGGAGCCCAAUUACUUUGAGGAUGAGACCAAGAUCUUCAAAAGUCGAAUGAAGAUUUUCCAGCUAAGCCUCAGAAACGUGCAGCAGUACUACAACCAAACCCUGAGGCCAAGUUCAAAGCCAGAGCAGCCACACAAGCCGGCAGGGCCCCACACUCUGCAGUUCACAUAUGGCUGUGAACUCCAAGACAACGGUGGGACCACAGGACACUGGCAGUAUGGCUACGACGGUGACGACUACCUGACCUUGGAUGUGGACUCUCAGCAGUACGUAGCAGCCUCACCUCUAGCCCGCUACACCAAGCAGAAAUGGGAGGCCAGAGAUGACUACAAGCAAAGAGACAUAAUCUACUUGACAAAGGAGUGUGCCCUGUGGCUGCACAGAUACUUGGAGUUCAGAGGGGUGAACUCCACACGCACUGACCCACCCAAAGCCCACGUGACCCACCACCCCACCUCUCACCGGGAGGCCACCCUGAGGUGCUGGGCCCUGGGCUUCUACCCCGCGGAGAUCUCACUGACCUGGCAGCGGGAUGGAGUGGACCAGACCCAAUACGUGGAGCUCGUGGAGACCAGGCCUGGGGGCGACGGAACCUUCCAGAAGUGGGCGGCUGUGGUGGUGUCUUCUGGGGAGGAGCAGAGAUACACGUGCCGUGUGCAGCACGAGGGGCUGCCCGAGCCCCUCACCCUGAGAUGGGAGCCUCCUGCUCAGCCCACCACGCUCAGAGUGGGAAUUGUUGUUGGAGUUCUUGGAGUUCUUCUGAUCCUGGGAGCUGUGGUCGCUGUUGUGAGGAGGAGGAAGCGCAGCUCAGGAAGAAAAGGAUGGAGCUGUGCUCACACUACAAGAAAAUGUGAAGGGGGUGAGGCCUGCGAGCCCUGGGGCAGUGUGGACAGAGCCCAUGGUGUGUGCACGCACCCCACCAUCCCUUCUUCAGUCUCGUCUCCCUUGGCCCUGACCCAACCUCGCUUUGUGCCAGGCAGGAACAGUGCUGGUUCUCGUGUCUUGUGAAGCGUGACACGGCUGCCUUACAUGUCACACGGUGACAACACAGUGCGUGAUGGGCCCUGGAAGGAGGGGACUCCCUAUGCCAAAGAAAGAAGCUGUAAAUAGGAAUAAAAGAGUCUAUUUUUUCGGGCCAGCGCCGUGGCUCAACAGGCUAAUCCUCCGCCUUGCGGCGCCGGCACACCAGGUUCUAGUCCCAGUCAGGGCUCCGGAUUCUGUCCCAGUUGCCCCUCUUCCAGGCAAGCUCUCUGCUGUGGCCAGGGAGUGCAAUGGAGGAUGGCCCAAGUGCUUGGGUCCUGCACUCGCAUGGGAGACCAGAAGAAGCACCUGGCUCCUGCCAUCGGAUCAGCGCGGUGCGCCGGCCGCGGCGGCCAUUCGAGGGUGAACCAACGGCAAAGGAAGACCUUUCUCUCUGUCACUCUCUCACGGUCCACUCUGCCUGUCAAAAAUAAAUAAAAGAGUCUAUUUUUUCAAAGA